AUGAAGGUUCAUCCUCAAGGUUUAACUAAAAAUGAUCCUCAGAACGUUAAAAAUCACAGGAAUUGGUUUCCAAAACCAAUUCCUAAAUCUAAAUCAUCAGACGAUGGACCGUUAUCUUUACUUGCUGCCAGUCUGCGUCAUCAAACUACUGAAUUCUUCAACAAGUCAACUUUACACGGUGUACGAUACAUAGCGGAAAAAGAACGUCCCUUUUGUGAAAAGUUCAUGUGGUUUAGCUUUACUUCUAUAGGAGCUGUCGCCACUUGUAUCAUUAUCGUGAGUUUGUGGGAGAAGUUCCAAACGAAUCCAACAAUCACAGGAUUAGAUACAGAUUUUCACAACUGGGAUGUACCAUUCCCAGCAGUCACCAUUUGUGAUCAAAAUCCAGUGGAUGAACAACUAAUGCAAGAUUAUAUAGAAAAAAUUUGGGGUUCUGAUCCUCCGGCUGGUGCUGAAAACAUGCUGCGGUGGUUAGCGACUUUAAAUUAUGGAUCCAUAGCUAAGAAGACAUCUCAAUUUGUGGAUUAUCAUGGACAGAACGACGGACUCGAGCCUGCUUUAAAACCCAAAGAUGCUGUUUUCAAUAUUGUCAGACGUUGCGAAACCUUAUUCUAUGAUUGUGAAUGGAAAGGAGAUUCUGAAGAAUGUUGCGACUUGUUAGUGCCCGUAUUUACAGAGAUGGGCUUUUGUUACGCGUAUAACUCAAGACAUGCAGAGAAGUCUUGGCCAUGGCAAACUCAAACCGAGCAAUUUUCAGAGGCUUUCAUUCAUGAAACUGACGCUAAAUGGUCAUUCAUGUUCAAUUCUUUUCGCAACGACACUACUAUCGAUAUUUACAUACACUCAACAGAAGAAAUGGCUGGUUUGGAACAAAUCGCUCAACAUUCUUGGGACCGUCGUGUUGAGAAAGUCUCUUUUUCUGUCAAACAUACGUACACUACAGAGGAUGCGCGGCAGCUUUCGAUUCGUCAAAGACGCUGUAUAUUCGUUGAUGAACAGAUUUUAGAAACAUCUAAUAUUUAUACAUACUCAGCAUGCAUGCGGCAAUGCCGUAUGCAGCAAUGCCAGUCCUUAUGCAAAUGCGUUCCACACUUUUAUCCACGCAUUAAGGGCUACAGACAUUGCACAGUAAAAGAGCUGGAUUGUAUUGCUAAAUACGCUGCCGUUAUAACUGACGUGACUCGUUGCUCUUGUGAACUAGGAUGUACUCAUACAGUGUACGAAGUUGAAAAACUUACAGAAAUUGACACGAGCAAAGGUCCAGUUGCUACUAAUUCAUUAGAAAUUGAAUUUGUGUCUUGGCCAAUGGUGAGGUACAAGCGUGAAGUACUUUUUGGAUGGGUGGACCUUUUAGUGUCUUUCGGCGGUAUAGCCGGCUUGUUCCUCGGCUUCUCUCUCCUGUCAGGGGUAGAGCUGAUCUACUAUUUCACUUUGCGCGCGUGCUGCGCGCUCGUGAGAGACAAGGAUACGUUGCGACGCGAGCGCGCUGAACGUCUGGCUAGACCCAAACCACCGCAUGACUUGAGUUUGGUGCCGUGGUGGAAGAAAGCGCCAAUACCUGUUGGGGAGAGACCUAUUAAACUGAGCGUGAAAGAAAUCCAGCCUCCGCAAUAUUCGCCACCACCCAUCUAUACUGAAUAUUUACCAUAAAAGGAAAUGAAUAACGAAUAUAAAGAAUUGGUUAAUUAAAUUAUUUCUGUACACUUUCCUUUUUCCAUCGU
This is a messenger RNA of Nymphalis io (European peacock), 1721 nucleotides long. It is a transcript of the gene ppk23, whose product is annotated as sodium channel protein Nach-like. Gene Ontology annotation, biological process: sodium ion transmembrane transport. The record is from RefSeq and is a predicted model, not a curated record. Gene Ontology annotation, molecular function: ligand-gated sodium channel activity. Gene Ontology annotation, cellular component: membrane. NCBI's taxonomy places the organism in Eukaryota, Metazoa, Arthropoda, Insecta, Lepidoptera, Nymphalidae. The transcript has 11 exons. The coding region runs from base 1 to 1650 and encodes 549 amino acids.